This is a messenger RNA of Spathaspora passalidarum NRRL Y-27907, 798 nucleotides long. Its product is annotated as protein tyrosine phosphatase-like domain-containing protein. The record is from RefSeq and is a predicted model, not a curated record. Bases 16 to 696 code for a protein of 226 amino acids. Gene Ontology annotation, biological process: very long-chain fatty acid biosynthetic process; sphingolipid biosynthetic process; fatty acid elongation. Gene Ontology annotation, cellular component: endoplasmic reticulum membrane. Gene Ontology annotation, molecular function: 3-hydroxyacyl-CoA dehydratase activity. NCBI's taxonomy places the organism in Eukaryota, Fungi, Ascomycota, Pichiomycetes, Serinales, Debaryomycetaceae. The transcript has a single exon.
ACCAGAAACAGCAACAUGUCUGCUCCAGUAAAGUCUGCUCCAGCCAAGUCUAACCAACUGGCCCAUCCUCAGAGAUACUUGAUUGCCUACAAUUCGAUCCUGGCCUCCCUUUGGUCUUUGGUGCUUUUCAAUACCGUAUUCCUUGCCCUUACAGUUGGACAGCCAUAUGUAUUCAUCAAGACUAAUUUCUCCACCGCGUUAAUUCAAACCCUUGCCGUGGUUGAAAUCUUCAAUUCCGCUUUAGGAUUCGUCAAGUCUCCUUUAUUUACCACUGUAACUCAAGUUUUCUCAAGAUUGUUGAUUGUAUGGGGAAUCCACCAGUUGUUACCACAAUCCCCAGCAAACUUCCAUUGGUGUUACAUUACCUUAUGUUUGAGUUGGUCAAUCACAGAAAUCAUCAGAUACAGUUACUAUGCCAGCAACUUGAGAGCUGGCGCCAGUGUUGUACCAAGUCAAUAUUUAACUUGGUUGAGAUACUCUACUUUCUACGUUUUGUAUCCAACCGGUGUCUUUUCCGAAGUUUACUCAGUUAUUUUAUCCUUGGGCGAAGCUGAAAACGUCGUUGGUGCCUGGUAUGCUUGGGCAUUGAAGGCUAUUCUUGUUGUUUACAUUCCUGGUUUCUACAUGUUGUACACCUACAUGAUUAAGCAAAGAAAGAAGGUUUUGGGUGCAAACAAGGUAAAAAAGUCCCAAUAAAUGGGAGGGACGUGCUUUUUAUGUAUAUACAGCUUCUAUUGUUUUAAACUGUCAAUCCAGUUAAUCACUCGUUCCAUAUAAUCGAAAAUUGUAUCAUCUUUG